Molecule: messenger RNA, 648 nt
Organism: Drosophila willistoni
Lineage: Eukaryota; Metazoa; Arthropoda; Insecta; Diptera; Drosophilidae
Product: V-type proton ATPase subunit F
Exons: 3
Coding region: 70-567 (165 amino acids)
Biological process (GO): proton transmembrane transport
Cellular component (GO): proton-transporting V-type ATPase, V1 domain; membrane
Molecular function (GO): proton-transporting ATPase activity, rotational mechanism
Source: RefSeq, a predicted model, not a curated record
AGAGUGCUUUGACUAUUAGUUUCCCAUAUUUGUAAUUAAUUGAAUUUAGUUUCAUUUUACUUGGCAAUCAUGUCACAAGAAUCAGUAUCUUUUGAUAAACUAAUUGCUAUUAUUGGCGAUGAGGAUACUUGUGUUGGCUUCCUGCUUGGCGGCAUUGGAGAAGCAAACAAGAGUAUGGAGUCCAACUUUAUGGUUGUUGAAAGAGAUACUACAGCCGAGGAGAUUGAAGCUUGCUUUAAGCGUUUUUUUGGCCGUUCGGAUAUUGGCAUUAUAUUGAUUAAUCAAAUAUAUGCGGAUAUGAUACGUAAAACUAUCGAUGCCCAUACAAUGGCCAUACCAACUGUAUUGGAAAUACCAUCAAAACAACAUCCUUAUGAUCCUAGCAAGGAUUCCAUUUUAAAAUUAGUAAAUGAAAGUGUAUCUAUGCGAUUAACUAAGUGCUUGUGUUAUUUGAUUCUGUACUUGCCUAGGGCAUCUUUAACUCACCUGCCAGGAAAAAGUAAGGCAUUAACUUUUCGUAAAUGUAAAUUAAAAAUUUAUAUGAAUUUUUGUGGGAUUUGUGUAUAGUUUACUAUACAAAAUAACUCAUGCAACUUUUCAACUUUGGCGUUUUAAGGAAAUUGCCAAAAAAAAAAAAUAAAAUAAAAU